AUGGCGCGGUCGCGCCGGUCCUGGGCGCCGCUGCUGUUGCUCCUGCUGGCCGGGCCGGCCGCCUGUGCAGCCAGCCCGGCGGACGACGGCGCGGGCCCGGGGGGCCGGGGACCCCGGGGCAGCGCGCGGGGGGACUCGGGCGGCGACGAGGCCGUGCCGCGCCACGACUCCUCCUACGGCACCUUCGCCGGGGAGUUCUACGACCUGCGCUACCUGUCCGAGGAGGGUUACCCUUUCCCAACUGCUCCUCCUGUGGAUCCAUUUGCCAAAAUCAAAGUGGAUGACUGUGGAAAGACUAAGGGCUGCUUUAGAUAUGGCAAACCCGGCUGUAAUGCAGAGACCUGCGACUACUUUCUUAGCUACCGGAUGAUAGGGGCUGAUGUGGAAUUUGAGCUGAGUGCAGACACCGAUGGCUGGGUAGCAGUUGGAUUCUCUUCAGACAAGAAAAUGGGUGGUGACGAUGUCAUGGCCUGUGUCCACGACGACAAUGGGAGGGUCCGCAUACAGCACUUCUAUAAUGUAGGCCAGUGGGCAAAGGAGAUUCAGAGAAACCCUGCCAGAGAUGAAGAAGGAGUUUUUGAGAACAAUCGGGUCACCUGCAGAUUUAAACGGCCUGUAAACGUUCCCAGAGAUGAAACGAUUGUCGAUCUGCAUCUGAGUUGGUAUUACCUGUUUGCUUGGGGUCCAGCCAUUCAGGGCUCUAUCACCCGACAUGAUAUAGACUCACCACCGACUUCAGAGCGUGUUGUCAGUAUUUACAAGUACGAGGACAUUUUUAUGCCAUCGGCUGCCUAUCAGACCUUCUCCUCUCCGUUCUGUCUGCUUCUAAUUGUUGCCCUGACCUUCUACUUAUUGAUGGGAACCCCUUAA
Messenger RNA from Rangifer tarandus platyrhynchus (Svalbard reindeer), 870 nucleotides. NCBI's taxonomy places the organism in Eukaryota, Metazoa, Chordata, Mammalia, Artiodactyla, Cervidae. The record is from the annotation of a GenBank genome assembly.